GUAGAAGGUGCGGGCGGGCGGCGCGCGCGGCCCGGCAGGGCGGGGAAUGGCGGCGGCCGCGUUCGAGCGGCGCGUGCUGCGGCGUGCGGCCGAGCAUCACUAUCUGCGCGUGCGCCUGGAGCUGCCCGACGGCGGGGCCCGGCCGAACGCCGCGCAGUUCAAGCAGCUCGUGGUGACGGCGCUGAGGGAGCUGCACGGAGAGGUUGGUGCAGCCUUGCCUGUUGAUGUCUUAACAUAUGAGGAAAAAACUCUGUCUGCCAUAUUAAGAGUAAUUAGCAGUGGCCUUGUCAAGCUGUGGAGUGCUCUAACCUUGCUGGGCUUCUACCAGAACAGGAGGUGUGCCUUCCGGGUGCUGCAGACAUCUCCGUUUCUACUUGCGUUAUCCGGCAACAGUAGAGAAUUAGUCUUGGACUGAAUGCAGUUGUUGGUUCAGCUGCAUGCAGGAGAAGUUCCUGGAAAUGUUGUGGCCCUUCAGGCGUGGAAUUUCUGGAGGGAUUUUCCAAC
This is a messenger RNA of Serinus canaria (Common canary), 504 nucleotides long. RefSeq names its product ribonuclease P/MRP subunit p14 (gene RPP14). The coding region runs from base 47 to 415 and encodes 122 amino acids. Gene Ontology annotation, biological process: tRNA 5'-leader removal. The transcript is spliced from 5 exons. Gene Ontology annotation, cellular component: ribonuclease P complex. Lineage: Eukaryota; Metazoa; Chordata; Aves; Passeriformes; Fringillidae. The record is from RefSeq and is a predicted model, not a curated record.